This is a messenger RNA of Oxyura jamaicensis (ruddy duck), 3243 nucleotides long. RefSeq names its product solute carrier family 35 member A3 (gene SLC35A3). Lineage: Eukaryota; Metazoa; Chordata; Aves; Anseriformes; Anatidae. Gene Ontology annotation, molecular function: UDP-galactose transmembrane transporter activity. Gene Ontology annotation, cellular component: Golgi membrane. The record is from RefSeq and is a predicted model, not a curated record. The transcript has 9 exons. Gene Ontology annotation, biological process: pyrimidine nucleotide-sugar transmembrane transport. The coding region runs from base 753 to 1793 and encodes 346 amino acids.
UCCAAAGUCCGGUAAGAAAUCAGCCUGGGAGGAACCCUGGACAAAAGAAGCGGGUCUGGAACUUUGGUUUUGUUACUGAAUUAAGACCUCAAGAUGCAGGCUGUUACUGAUAACAGUAUUUAAUUUCAUUUCUGACUGCAAGGUUCAUUGCAGUGGGGGUAGCAGGAACUCCUGGCUAGAUGGGUGAUACGCCCCGGGCAGUGAUCUGUACAUCUAAGCUUCCUGUGACUGCAGUCGAAGACAGUUCAGCUGUUUAAAGUUCAGUACUUGCCUCAUCUUCUGGAUGCAGUCCCCAGUUUGCACCAAGUUUUAAGGACUGAUAAGCAAAUGUUAUAAAAGCAGGGAAGAGAGGUGAGGAUAGUUGAUAAGACAUUGUUUGCUCAGUUGAGGGUGCUUAGUUCAUUGGUAUAUGUAAGGAUCAGAAGUUCCUGCUCUGUGAACCAGUUAGUUUUAGUACAUCAUGAAACUUGUUCUCUGCAAACCUGUCAAGCUGACCACUGCCAAGACGGCUUUUAAUCUAUUCAGCUAUCAAACUGGACUCUUAAAGUCAAUUUUUUAUGAAUUUGGGAAACUCUGAAACUGCUUUGGUGAAUUAUUGUGAAGAAAUACGUUCUGCUACCAGUGCUUUUUUGGACACGUUUGGCUUCACAAAGCAGCUUGGUAAAUGGGACGAAGCAGAGUUGUGACUGCGUUUCUGGAAGCAAGAUUACAUCAGUACUGUUACUGUGGGGAAAGGUCCCUCUUUUUGGAUCAUGAUUACUAAUCGGAAUAAUACUGUAGUUCAAGACCACAUGGAAAAAAAUAAUCAAGAAAUGUCUACCAAUUUAAAGUACCUUUCCUUGAGCAUCCUGGUUUUUCAGACCACAAGUCUAGUGUUGACCAUGCGUUACUCUCGGACACUGAAAGAAGAAGGACCUCGUUACUUAUCCUCUACUGCAGUAGUUCUUGCUGAACUUCUGAAGAUUUUUACCUGUAUUCUAUUGGUCUACAAAGACAGCAAGUGCAAUUUACGGGCUCUGAACAGAGUGCUACAUGAUGAAAUCCUUAAUAAGCCCAUGGAAACUCUUAAACUUGCAAUUCCUUCAGGAAUUUAUACUCUUCAGAAUAACUUGCUGUAUGUAGCAUUGUCAAACCUAGAUGCAGCCACAUACCAGGUUACAUAUCAACUGAAAAUUCUUACCACGGCACUCUUUUCUGUGUCCAUGUUAAGCAAGAAAUUGGGCGUAUACCAGUGGCUGUCAUUAGUAAUUUUGAUGACAGGAGUGGCAUUUGUGCAGUGGCCUUCAGACUCUCAAGCAACAGCUGCUAAGGAACAUUCAGCAGGAUCUCAGUUUGUAGGCCUGAUGGCAGUUCUUAUAGCAUGCUUUUCUAGUGGAUUUGCUGGAGUUUAUUUUGAGAAAAUUUUAAAGGAAACUAAGCAGUCUGUGUGGAUCAGAAACAUUCAGCUUGGAUUUUUUGGUAGCAUAUUUGGACUGAUGGGUGUAUACAUUUAUGAUGGAGAACAGCUAUCAAAAAAUGGAUUUUUUCAAGGAUAUAAUAAACUUACUUGGAUAGUUGUUGUUCUACAGGCACUUGGAGGCCUGGUGAUUGCUGCUGUUAUAAAAUAUGCAGACAACAUUUUAAAGGGAUUUGCAACUUCUCUCUCUAUUAUUCUGUCAACAUUGAUCUCCUAUUUCUGGCUUCAGGAUUUUGUUCCUACAAGUGUCUUUUUCUUUGGAGCCAUCCUUGUAAUAGCAGCUACUUUCCUGUAUGGUUAUGAUCCAAAACCUGCAGGAAAUCCCAUUAAGGCAUAGCGGACUUCCUCAUCAGCCUGCUUCUCAAGAUCAUGCACUGGGGGCCUUGCUAGCAAUGGCACGUGGAAGGUGUCAUUGCGCACUGCAAGGAGAGGAUUGCUACCCUGAAUCUAGUGAAGAAAUGCUUAUUGAGUAGUUUUGAAGAACCAGAAGGAUUAAAGAUGGAUCAUGAUACUGUCUGUAACUGGUGGAAAAAAUGGCAGGGGAAAGCCCAGUGCAAUGUGCUAAUAAAAAACUUGAAAGGAACAAAAAGUUUCCAAGAAACUGCAAUUAGGAAUGUUUACAGCUUUGACCUGGGAUUGCAUCAAAAGAUUUUACUGUAUUGACUGCUGCAGAAAUAUGUCCUAUGCACUCUUUGAAAUAGCACAUGACAGCAUUGUCAGAUUUUUUGUUUUUGCAAUUUGACUAUAUUUAAUCUUAGUAAAUGUUUUUAACUGUUUGUCUAUUUACAUGAAAUCAACUGAAUGCACAUCAUAAUUCUAAGUGAUGGUUCUAAUUAGGUAUUCCUUAUUAAAACGAUGAAAAUUGAAGUAUGAUUGAAAGACAUUUUCACUAUAUCAAAUAUUUUUAUAUUUUUAGAAGGCUGAUUUAAUAACAGAAAUGUGUGUUCUGUUGCUUCUAUAAAGCUGUUGUAAGAAUGUUAACACUCUCACCUAAGUACACAAAGGGAGAAAUUGAGAAAGAAAACUGAAAAUCUGUGUUGAUACUCCGGCCAUCAUCAGGAUAGCUUGCAGUGUUCCAACAGAUGCAGUAAGUCUGAACACAGACCAGUAACACACAGUGCAGUGAUCUGGCACUACGAGUUGGCUUACAGUUGAGUGCUUGCUCAGAUGUAAUGUUUAUUACUUGUAUUGAUUAUGAAUCAGCUUGUGGGUAGAACCUUUAAAGUAGGUGGGUGUUUUUUGUUUUGGUUUGUUUUUUUUUUUUUUUUUUGCUUUAGAUAUCCCUUGCAGAUUAUUUUUUUUACCUCCAAUUUUAAAACCCUUAAUAAACAUUUUAUAGUCAUUAUUGUAAUCUGUAACAGUUCCAUCUGGAGCCAUUAUGGUAUAUCAUCUGUAUACUGUACUGUAUUUUAUUACAGAGGUGUUUUUUUUAAAACAAGUGUUGUUUACUCAUGAAUUCUCCAAGGCCAUUUCAGUACGUUUGUAUUUAAUGGUUUAAUUAGAGUUUUUUUUCUAAUUGUUAUUAUUUUGUUCUAGAAGUCCUUGAGCUAACAGACCAAAAUGGGUUCUGUGGAGCUGUUCAGUCUAGUAGUGGAAUUACUUUAAGGGAACAGAAUGAAAAAUUUACGAACUGUGCAAUAGGUAAAUAUCAAAGCAUGCUGUUAUUUUGUUUUAAACCAAAAAAAAUCAUAAAGAAACACAGACUGUUAUGAACGCUUUGUUUGUUGAAGGAUUUGCAUAUAGCCAAUUGAGACAGAAAUACAAUGCCAGAACUAGUUUUUUUUUUU